Messenger RNA from Dentiscutata heterogama, 3043 nucleotides. The record is from the annotation of a GenBank genome assembly. NCBI's taxonomy places the organism in Eukaryota, Fungi, Glomeromycota, Glomeromycetes, Diversisporales, Gigasporaceae.
AUGGCGACUAAAAGUUGAGCAUGGUAGACAGACAUGGCAUUAUUUAGACAAUGAUGAUGAGAUUAAAAACUGGCCUCAAUCUAUUGUUGAUAAAUAUUGGAUUGGAUUACCUUAUCAAUCUAAAACCUUUAAAAAACCAAAAACAGCUUUCGAAGCAGCUCGAAAUGGAUUCGAAUUUUUUAAACAAUUACAAACUGAUGAUGGCCAUUGGGCAGGUGAAUAUGGCGGGCCAAUGUUUUUAAUACCAGGUCUUGUUAUCGCAAUGUAUAUUACACAUAUUCCCAUCCCUGAAAUUUGGAGAAUUGAAAUUAUUCGAUAUUUGGUGAACAAAGCAAACCCUGUUGAUGGUGGAUGGGGAUUGCAUAUUGAACAUCAUUCGACAGUAUUUGGAACUGCUUUGAAUUAUGUUGUACUUCGUAUCUUGGGUCUUGAUCCUGAUCAUCCAGUAAUGGUAAAGAGUAGGGCAACUUUGCACAAACUUGGAGGUGCAAUUGGCGUGCCUUCAUGGGGAAAAUUUUGGUUAGCAAGCUUAAAUGUAUAUGAUUGGGAAGGGCUUAAUCCAAUUCCACCAGAAUUAUGGCUUCUUCCAUAUUUUGCACCAUUUCAUCCAGGUCGUUUUUGGAUUCAUACACGUGUAGUAUACCUUCCAAUGGGUUACUGUUAUGGACGCAGAUUAAGUGCUGAAAUCACUCCAUUAAUUGAACAACUUAGGCAGGAAUUAUAUAUUCAGCCAUAUGAGACAAUUAACUGGCCUAAAGCCCGAAAUAAUAUUGCAGAAAUUGAUCUUUAUGCACCGCAUACCAAAUUAUUGAAGUUUUGCAAUUAUAUGCUAAAUAUUUAUGAAAAACUUCCUAAUAUUAUUGGACUUCGAGAUAUUUCUCUUGAAGAAAGUUAUGAAUUAAUUAAAUGUGAAGAUGAAAAUACUGAUUAUCUUGAUAUUGCUCCUGUCAACAAAGUAUUACAUAUUCUUUGUACAUACUAUGAGGAAGGGCCAGAUUCUGAAGCAUUUAAACUCGCUAAAGAAAGAUUAAUUGAUUAUAUGUGGCUAGGACCAGAAGGAAUGUUGAUGUGUGGUACAAAUGGUACUCAAGUUUGGGAUACUGCAUUUGCAGUUAUUGCUGCAGUUGAAACAGGACUUGCGGAUGAUCCAUCAAAUCAUCAAUCAAUGAUACAUGCACUUGAAUUUUUAGAUGAUGCACAAAUAAAAAAGAAUCCUAAAGAUUCUAAAAGGUGUUAUCGUGAUAACACAUUAGGUGCUUGGGGAUUUAGUACUCGUGAUCAAGGAUAUAAUGUUUCAGAUUGUGCUGCUCUAGGUAUUAAAGCUGUACUUAGUCUUCAGAAAAAACUUAAUUACACGCCGGAAUUAGUACCUAAAGAACGGGUUUGUCAAACUAUUGAUAUUUUAUUAUCUAUGCAAAAUACUGAUGGAGGAUUUGCUAGUUAUGAACGUACUAGAGGUCUAAAAAUUCUUGAAUGGUUAAAUCCUGCAGAAGUUUUUGGAAAUAUUAUGAUUGAAUAUAGUUAUCCAGAAUGUACAUCUUGUGUUUUAACUGCUUUAAAUACCUUCCAUAAAUGGUAUCCUGAUUAUAGGGCUGAUGAAAUUAAGAAAAUUACCAAAAAUGCAAUUAAAUACUUAUAUAAUUCUCAAGGUGAAGAUGGAGGCUGGUAUGGUUCUUGGGCUAUUUGUUUCACAUAUGCUACUAUGUUUGCUAUUCAAUGUCUGGAAAGCUUUGGUGAAACAUAUGAAAAUAGCCCAGUAGUUAAAAAGGGAUGCGACUUUUUAAUUUCUAAGCAAAAAAAAGAUGGUGGUUGGGGUGAAUCUUAUAAGUCAUGUGAAACAGGAACUUAUGUACACCAUAAAAACUCUCAAGUUGUAAACACUGCCUGGGCAUUGCUUGCUUUAAUGGCAGGUAAAUAUCCAAAUGAGGAACCAAUUCGACGUGGUAUUAAGCUUAUUGCAUCACGACAAUUACCAACAGGCGAAUGGAAACAAGAGGCUAUAGAAGGAUAUUUUUCACAUGUUAACCCUCUUAAAAUGUUGGUUACUGUCAAACGAUUUUCACUGUUACAAAAUUCAUUGAAGAAAAGAUGGUUAACAUCAUAUAUACCACCAAAAGUUAGGGCUAUAACCUUUAGUAAAUAUGGUCCUCCUACAGAAGUUCUUAGAGCAAUCACAUAUCAAUUACCACCACUAACUCCAACAACAAUACACUUAAAAUUUCUCGCAUCGCCAAUUAAUCCAUCGGAUAUUAAUCAAAUUGAAGGUGUUUACCCGGUUCGACCAAGUUUUGAAACCUUAGGAGAACAUGAAAAAAUUGCUGUUGCUGGAAAUGAAGGCGUUGCACAGGUAAUUGGUGUUGGAGAUAAAGUUGAAGAUAUAAAAGUUGGUGAUUGGGUUGUUAUGGGUAAAUCUGCAUUUGGAACAUGGAGAACACAUGCUGAUGCAACACCAGAUGAUGUUAUUCGUAUUCCACAUGAAGGAGUUGGGAUAGUUAGAGCUGCUACUUUAACAGUAAAUCCUUGUUCUGCUUAUCAGUUAAAAGAUUAUUUGAAAUCUAUUGGUGCAACAUAUGUAAUAAGUGACAAAGAUUUACAAGCAAAAAAUCAUGAAUUUGAAUGGGAUAAAGAUAUAAAGGGUAAAGGGAUUGCUUUAGGUUUAAAUUGUGUUUGUGGCAAAGGAGUAAUUUCCAUGGCAAAACUUCUCAGGCAUUCUUCUCCAUUAAUAACAUAUGGUGCAAUGUCACGUCAACCUUUAACGAUUCCAGCAUCACAAUUAAUUUUUCAAGAUUUAAAAUUUUUUGGAUAUUGGAUGUCAAGAUGGGGUGAUGAAAAUCCCAAAUCAAAAAGGAUAGAAAUGUUGAAUGACAUUAUCGAAUUAAUUAAACAAGAUAAGUUGAGAGAUGCCGUUUGUGAGGAAAAUAUUUGGGGUGUAAAUGAUAAGGAAGAUGUAAGUGAUGAUGCAUUGACGCACGAAUUUUUGGCGAUACUCAAAAAGGCUACAGAAGAGUUUAGAGGAAAGAAACAACUUAUUAAGAUGAUAUAG